AUGCUCAAGUGUGAAAGGGUGGUUGGUCUUGGUGAAAUUGGUCUGGAUCACUUAGUACCUGAUAAACAGAUGCCACGCCAUAAUGAUUUAGUGCGUGCAAUGUUGCACAUGAUCAAUGAUCGCCAUGUGGUGGUCGUUCACUGUCGUGGGACAUCUGGUGACAGUGGAAUGGAGGCCUAUCUUCUGCUUCUGCACCUUCUGAGUCCCAUUUCAAGGACUCCGAAGUUUCAUGGAUUCAGUCUGGACCAAUCUGAGGCUUUACGCUCUCUUAAUGAAAACAAGCUCCUUCUUGAGACAGAUGCUCCCUACUUCCGUGCGACUGGCCAUUGGUUUUCAGCACCAAAUCAGUUCUUUCAAAUUGCUGAGGGUGUUGCCAAGUGCCGAAUCGUACCGGUAGAGCAUGUGCUUGAGGUGAGCUGCAAUAAUGCCCUCAGAUUGUACAGAAUGCUGUAG
Messenger RNA from Dreissena polymorpha, 453 nucleotides. RefSeq lists its product as uncharacterized. NCBI's taxonomy places the organism in Eukaryota, Metazoa, Mollusca, Bivalvia, Myida, Dreissenidae. Bases 1 to 453 code for a protein of 150 amino acids. Gene Ontology annotation, molecular function: hydrolase activity, acting on ester bonds. The transcript is spliced from 2 exons. The record is from RefSeq and is a predicted model, not a curated record.